Messenger RNA from Brassica napus (rape), 1899 nucleotides. Its product is annotated as tetraspanin-14. The record is from RefSeq and is a predicted model, not a curated record. Lineage: Eukaryota; Viridiplantae; Streptophyta; Magnoliopsida; Brassicales; Brassicaceae.
CCCUUUAACGGGGUUCAAAGGCCAUUUAUUUAGAAGUAGAAAAAUACAAUCGCAUUAAUCUAUUAAAAAAAAAAAUCUGGCGUUCCAGUAAUUUGUUAAUUCUUUUGCUCUAUUUGUUAGGGAAGUUUGUUAUUAUCUGUACUUUUUUUCUUCUAAAAUUAAAAAAAAGAUCUUUGAUAAAGAUGAAAUUUAUUCUAACGUAUGCCAAAAUAACAUUCAUCUAUGUAUAAAAAACAUUCAUCUAUGUUUUACCUUAAAUAUAAAAAAAUGUUAUUUUGAGAGAGGAAAAAAUAAAAUAAAAAUAUUUUAGAACAAAUAAAAGUGAGUAGGAGUAAAUUUUCUUUAAAAUGCUAUUAUAGUAAAAACAUAUGUAAUUAAGUGGGUAGGAGAUGAUCUAAAGAAUCUGAUUAUUUAUAACAUACAAAAAUCAAAUGUCCUUGGUGCAUGCUCCAACAAUGAGGUCACAAAUCCACAAGUCGUGGAAUCUAGUCGCCAGCAUCUUCUUUCCGAUCAUCACUCUCCUCUUCUCCGCUCCUCUACUCGGCCACGCCUUGCAUCUCUUCAUCAUGCAUAACAACCACACGUACGACAACGCACCUGACUACCACAAUUACCACACGAGGCCACGUGUCCAGACCCUAAUCAGCCUCUCUCUCCUUGCCGUGUUCCUCCUCAGCAACGCCGCUACGUUUCUUAGGCCACGACGGCUCGGCUUCCCCAAGUACUUUCUAGUUAUUGGUUUCAUCAUCUGCGUGGCUUACGCCGGGUUGAACGAUCUGCGGUACAACCGAUUGUUUUCUCCAGUACCAAAGUGUUUCAAGGCAGAAUAUCCUUCCGGACAACGCAAAUGGGAACAAUAUCAAAUGGUUAAGAUAGAACAAAGUCAACGGUGUUUGCAAAGAGUUCAGUUACGUUUUGUCAGCAGCUAUAACUUACGACCCCUCGAUAGAAGGGUGUUACCUUGCAUCAAGACUGGAUGCUGCAUGCGACCGGGAAAAUGCGAACUUGAGAGGGUGAACGCAACGUUGGGGAUUAUAAGAAACCGUGAAGGACCACCGUUGGAUACGGCGGUGAUAUACGGUCGCCACGGUGGUGAGGCAACGAUAAGAGAUUAUUACGAUAUGUGGAGGAACGAGUUAAGCGUGUUGUACUAUGAUUAUAUGACGUGUCAGCUCAAGAUUAUCAAAUCUCCAAUGCUGCGUAAAUGGUGGCAGCUCGGUGUCUUCUUCUCGUCUAUCACAUGUCUGCUUAAUUAGAUCUCUAUUCUGACAUGAUAUUUUUAAGGAAAAAUGAUUGCCAGCUACCCGAAGUAUCGGCCACUACAUGAGUAACCAUGCCAACUUUAAAAAUGCACACUCAACUACACGAAGUAUAUGGAUUGCAUGCGAACAUCCCUGGACUAUAUGUUGUUAUGUUACUAACAUCAUUAUCCUAAUUUAAUCUGUCGGAACCAGUCACGUGGACGUCAGAGAUGGUAACGGCGUGUGAUUUGCCGUUUGGUCAAUUGAAACCCGACCCGACCCAAUUAAAAAGAAAACCCGACCCAACCCAAUUAAAAAAAACCGAUUCAAUUGCUUCUUCCUCAUCCUUUUUGUCGAAGAAAAACUCAUCCUCUUUGUAGCAGAAACCCAGAGGCCAAAAUCAGCAGAUAUUAAAGUGAAGCGACAUAAUUGAACAGAGCUAAACAUGUAAGAUUCUUAGAACCCAGAUGCUCGAUGUUUAGUUUUUGAUCGAUUGUGAUAUGAGAUUUGAGUUGUUGAAUGGUUGUUCGAUAGAUGGAUCUAAAAUCAGGGUCAUCAAGCAACAGUAGGAACAUAGGUUAUGGUGGUCGCAAAUUGUGUUCUUGUCGGUUGCCAGCAAAGAUUUUCACGGCUUGGACAGACAAGAAUCCUGGCCGAA